Platichthys flesus (European flounder) is the source of this 2666-nucleotide messenger RNA. It is a transcript of the gene rchy1, whose product is annotated as ring finger and CHY zinc finger domain containing 1. The transcript has 9 exons. Gene Ontology annotation, biological process: protein ubiquitination; ubiquitin-dependent protein catabolic process. The coding region runs from base 43 to 861 and encodes 272 amino acids. Gene Ontology annotation, molecular function: zinc ion binding; ubiquitin protein ligase activity. Gene Ontology annotation, cellular component: nucleus. The record is from RefSeq and is a predicted model, not a curated record. NCBI's taxonomy places the organism in Eukaryota, Metazoa, Chordata, Actinopteri, Pleuronectiformes, Pleuronectidae.
CGCAUCGGGCGCGAAGAAGAAGAAACAGCACUUGGAGGUAACAUGGCUGCUGCCGGGUGUGAUCACUACGUCCGCAGCUGCUUAUUGAAAGCCCCCUGUUGUGGUAAACUGUACGUGUGCCGGCUGUGCCAUGAUGCAGAGGAAAACCACCAGAUGGAUCGAUUCAAAGUCCGAGAAGUGCAGUGCUCUGGGUGUCUGACUGUGCAGCAGGCACAGCAGACUUGCCAGCAGUGUCAUCUGCAGUUCGGGGAGUAUUACUGUGACAUUUGCCACUUAUUCGACAAGGAUAAGAAGCAGUACCACUGUCUACCUUGUGGAAUAUGCAGGAUCGGCCCCAGUGAGAAAUAUUUCCAUUGUGACAAGUGCAAUCUGUGUUUAGCUCAGGAUCUACAGGGAAACCACAAGUGUGUUGAAAAUGUGUCAAGACAGAACUGCCCAGUGUGUAUGGAGGAUAUUCACACGUCCAGAAUUGGGGCUCAAGUUCUACCAUGUGGUCAUCUGUUACACAAGACCUGCUUUGAGGCCAUGGUCAGAACAGGAGCGUAUCGCUGCCCUCUGUGUAUGCACUCUGCCUGGGCCAUGGAGGACCACUGGGAACAGAUCGACGUAGAGAUCGCUCAUUCACCGAUGCCCACUGAAUACCAGGGUGCUACUGUCAAAAUUAUUUGUAACGACUGCCAAGCUCACUGCACGGUGCCUUUCCAUGUGCUGGGCAUGAAGUGCACUGGCUGUGGCUCCUACAACACGGCACAGGAGGGAGGACUCAUUCAGCAGCCUCAACCACAACAACAGCCAGAGCAGGAGGUUGAGGAUGAGGCAGACACAGACACAGAGCCCGAGCAGCAAGAUCAACCUGAGUAACUCGAGCAACAAUAUCAGUUCAACCAAAAUGACUUUGACUGGUCCCCUUCAUUGUUGAAAUUAUAAUGAUUGCAACAGGUGGCAGAGCCAACAUUCUGUGAUUAUAUAUAGAGCAGUGGCCAAAAGUUGUGAGAAUGACAAAUAUAAAUGUUCACAAAGUCUGCUGCCUCAGUUUUUAUUAUGGCAAUUUGCAUAUACUCCAGAAUGCUAUGAAGAGUGAUCAGAUGAAUUGCAAUUAAUUGCAAUUAAUUGCAAUGUCCCUCUUUGCCAUGAAAAUGAAGUUGAAUGCUGAUUGAGUCAGAAUAGCAGACUGGAAACUUUAAAAAGGAGAGGGGUGCUUGAAAUCAUUGUUCUUCGUCUGUUAACUAUGGUUACCUGCAAGGAAACGUGUGCAAUCAUCAUUACUUUGCACAAAAAGGGCUUCACAGGCCAGGAUGUUGCUGCUGGUAAGAUUGCACCUAAUCUACCAUUUAUCGGAUCAUCAGGAACUUCAAGGAGAGUGGUUCAAUUGCUAUGUAGAAGGCUUCAGGGCCCCCAACAAAGUCCAGCAUGCACCAGGGCCGUCUCUUAAAGUUGAUUCAGCUGCGGGAUCGGGGCACCACCAGUGCAGAGGUUGCUCAGGAAUGAUAGCAGGCAGGUGUGUGUGCAUCUGCACUCACAGUGAGGCGAAGACGUUUGGAGGAUGGCCUGGUGUCAAGAAGGGCAGCAAAGAAGCCACUUCUCUCCAGGAAAAACAUCAGGGACAGACUGAUAUUCUGCCAAAGGUACAUGGAUUGGACUGCUGAGGACUGGGGUAAAGUCAUUUUUUCUGAUGAAUCCCCUUUUCGAUUGUUUGGGGCAUCCGGGAAAAAAGCUUGUCUGGAGAAGAAAAGGUGAGCGUUACCAUCAGUUCUGUGUCAUGCCAACAGUAAAGCAUCCUGAGACCAGUCAUGUGUGGGGUUGCUUCUCAGCCAAGAGAAGCAACAAUUUUGCCUAAGAACACAGCCGUGAAUAAAGAAUGGUACCAAAACAUCCUCCGAGAGCAACUUCUCCCAACCAUCCAAAAACAGUUGUGACGAACAAUGCCUUUUCCAGCAUGAUGGAGCACCUUGCCAUAAGGCAUAAGUGAUAACUAAGUGGUUCGGGGAACAAAACAUCGACAUUUUGGGUCCACGGCUAAGAAACUCCCCAGACCUUAAUCCCAUUGAGAACUUGAGGUCAAUCCUCCAGAGGCAGGUGGACAAACAAAAACCUACAAGUUCUGACAAAGUCCAAGCAUUGAUUAUGCAAGAAUGGGCUGCCAUCAGUCAGGAUGUGGCCCAGAAGUUAAUUGACAGCAUGCCUGGGCGAAUUGCAGAGGUUUUGAAAAAGACGACUCAUUGCAUAAACUUAAUGUAACUGUCAAUAAAAGCCUUUGACACUUAUGAAAUGCUUGUUAUUAUACUUAUGUAUACCAUAGUAAAAUCUGACAAAAAUAUCUAAAAACACUGAAGCAGCUAACUUUGUGAAUCCAAUACUUGUGUCAUUCUCAAAACUUUUGGCCACAGCUGUAUAUAUGUAUUACAAAAAAAAUCUAUUUAUUUUCUGUAUUUCUGUAGCAUGCCUAGGACAGGAUGCCAGUCUAAGACUUUCACAUCAUCUUACACUAAAGCUGUUUUCAGGCAUGAACUAAACUCUCCUGAUAUACUCCAGAGGGGUUGUAUGUAAGAAUGCAAAUGUCUGAGUGAGAGACUGCAGACUUUCGGCUGCCAGCCCCUUAGUAAAAACUCUUGAUAAUGACGGAGUAAGUCCAUGUGAGAAUAAAGCAGGAGAUCCCCUGGAGGAUU